Elaeis guineensis (African oil palm) is the source of this 640-nucleotide messenger RNA. Lineage: Eukaryota; Viridiplantae; Streptophyta; Magnoliopsida; Arecales; Arecaceae. The record is from RefSeq and is a predicted model, not a curated record.
ACACGAGGAAAUCCCGUCCUUCGGUAGAACCGAAGACGGUCCACCCACGGAAUCAAAUCGCGAUCGUAGAAAGAGGCGUCGAACCCAACAUCUCCUCCUGAUUCAGGAUUCAAGCUUCCACCUUUCUCCCUUCCAUCUAUUCUCUGGCGGCAAUGGCGAGAAAUAUCUGCGACGUCCGACUCCUCCUCUUCGUGGCAGCCACUGCCUUUAUAUUCAUCCAGAUGCGCCUUUUUGCAACACAGUCUGAGUAUGCAGAUCGCCUAGCUUCUGCUCAAAUGGUGACGCCGACAAACACAACAUCAUUACUUGCUGUGUCAACCAAUGUUGGAAUCUUUCAGAAGUUGGAAUUCCUGUUGCAUUGCAAGCUCCACUAUGUGAACCACAUAUACUAAAUGGUAACUUUGUCUUUUCUAUUUUGAUAAUUUAGAUGGCAAUUGUGGAAAUGCUAAAGAAUGUCUUUAGGGCACAAGCAGAAAAUAAUAUGUUCAUGAAUGCAUGAUAUGCGGUCACAGUCUUGCUGUCUCACUUGAUCAAGAAAUAUGCAAUACAUUGUGAAAAUUGCAUAUUAGGAUUCAAUGUAAAUUCAGCGCAUCUAAAAUCACCCCAUAUUUUGGGUGAUAGUAAGGUAUGCGGUACUAGU